UUUUGCUAAGUUUCAGUCUCAGAAUAAAAUUGAGCUGUUUUUCCUCCAUAUUCUCACUAUAUCAGAUUAUAUGAGCCAUAAACGCCUGAUGGAUCAAACAAAAACUAGCAAACAACACUUGUUUCUUUAGACUUUUAGAUUUGCCUAAAUGUUCAAUAAACUGUUCCAUUUAAAAAAAAUGUGGGUUGACAAUCCUAACCCUACCCAAGUCUCCACUCCAGCGGGUUUAUGGGAAUGUGGAUAUGAUGUUAAUUGUGCAGGGAAGCAUCCGGUGUCUGCUCUGAUGGAGAUGUGCAAUAAGAAGAAGUGGCCACAGCCUGAGUUUGUGAUGGUGCACCACAGCGGACCAGACCACCGCAAGAACUUCCUCUUCAAGGUGGUGGUGAACGGAUGUGAUUAUCAGCCUCAGACAGCCAGUCCCAAUAAGAAGCAUGCGAAGGCGAUGGCAGCGACGGUGGCUCUGCAGGCGAUGGGAGAAGUGGCUGGAGACGGCGUUUAUACGGGCCCCGUCUUCACCGCAGCCACCAGCACAUGACGCGCUCCGUUCAUUUCACUUCUCAUGUUUCCGUUACAGCAAUAUCAUCUCGAUAAGGCAUAUCUAUUAGUACUUUUGUAAUUUCUUCAACCACGUCCCCCUUGAUUGGGUAAAGCGAUGGCCUUUGCAUGACAGUGAAACCAGAAAGCAUGCACACACGUGAAUUGAUGCAUUUGACUGAACGCCAUCAUUGUUUUAAACUUGUAAAUGUUUCAUGCAUGCUGUAAAAUUAUUUUAU
This is a messenger RNA of Sinocyclocheilus grahami, 773 nucleotides long. Its product is annotated as ribonuclease 3-like. Lineage: Eukaryota; Metazoa; Chordata; Actinopteri; Cypriniformes; Cyprinidae. Gene Ontology annotation, molecular function: RNA binding. The transcript is spliced from 2 exons. The record is from RefSeq and is a predicted model, not a curated record. Bases 149 to 535 code for a protein of 128 amino acids. Gene Ontology annotation, biological process: regulation of mRNA splicing, via spliceosome; regulation of cell cycle.